UGUGCUGUGAGGUGUUGUGAUGUACAGUGAGUGUUAAUGUUAAGUUUACUAAACUGUAUCAUGAGUUUAGUUUUCUCAAAAGCUUAAAUGGUAUACAAUGACACCCCUGUGGUCUUGUCAAAGGGAUCAACACAGCUGCAUUGCAUCGGUGGUGAGUACAUUACUACCGUGUGCAAUAAUAUAAAUCUUUGUUUACCUUAAGUGGCCUCAUACACGCAGCACACUCGCACUGGUCAGGAUCGUUAAAGGUUAGUAGCUCUGACUAACGCUUCACUGUUUUCAGGGACCAGAUAGUGUGUAAUAAAAACAGCGUGUUUGAGACCUGGCUUGCAGCGUCACUGGAUAAGAGUUCUGAUGUUGAGUUGGCGAGGGGUGUGUGUUGAUUAUUUGUCAUUUUAUGGUUUUUUUAAUGUGUGUAUCGUUAUUUUUUUCCAGGAUGAGUUCUUCAUUCGUGGAAAACCUCAUUGAUUGGGGAGAUUUGGAUGAAAUCGAAGCAACUUCAUCUGCCACUUUGGAGAAGACCGUUGCUGGAGCUUGUCUUUUAAAACCGUCCAUUCUGAAGGCAUCUCAAAAGGACAAUUUAUUUCCGUCCAAACCCAAUAAGAAAAAAAUGGGCAAUGAAGAAAGUAGUCCGCAAAGUGAGGUCACGUUUCAGACACCUCGACGCGACCCUGUCACCAAGAAGCCGCUGUCUCCAGCGGUAGGCGUGUGGGGAGGAGGCCUUCUCGUUGCACCGCGCGAAGAGGAGACCCCUUCGUCCCCACUACAACUCGUAGAGUCCAGCCCUGCGCCGCUGCUGCUGGGGGCAGGGGGAGACCUUGCUGCAGUGCAAAGCACAGGAGCCGGUGUCGUUGCUGAUGGUGACACCAUUAGCAGCGAUCCACUUCUUCACAUUUCCACUGCACUAAAAGAACCUCUCAAUAUGGAGUGCAUAACCUCUAAUAACAUUGGCGUUUCUGAGCUCGAAUCUCAAGAAGUAUUGGCUUCCGAUUGUCACUUGAAAAUACAAAAUAGUAAUUUUCCUCCUAGCAAAGGAGAAAUAGUUGAAAAUCUCUGCUUUGGAGACGGGAGUGAUACUUUGGAAGCAAAUGAUGUGGAAGGAAAUGAAACAUAUUCACUAGCUAUUACCACAUCACAUGAACAACGUAUUGAAAACAGUACAUCAGAAUCGGUGACUGUAGAACAUCUUAACACUCCAUGUAUAAGUUGUGCAGACCCUACGCUUACUACAGUAGGGACCGAUGACCAAGAGAGCCACGAUGUGGGAUCUGGCACCUGUGCUGAAUUUAUUUUCAAUCUUGGCUUGGGCGACUGCCAGGAGAACACGGAUAAAUUAUCACCUGAUGAGGAUUCUAACACCGAGUUGUUUUGUACAUUUCCCACCGAUGCACAUGAUGAGGACACAAAUGAGAGUUACAAUGCCGCACAUUCAGAUCUUUCUGAUAAAUCGGCUUACAACACAAUUGAACAAGAUUGUAGCCUUGAGAAUGACAUUACUCGCGAUCCUCAAGAUGACAUUGAGCAUCUCAGUAUUCUCCAUGCAGAUCGCUCCGACACGUGUGCCGAAAACAUAGACGACGCUCCGCUUGAAGGAAACUGCCGUAUUAAUGAUUUUGUCGGUCAACCUCAAAGUGGCAUUGAUAGUGAAGUUGCAGAUAAUGCAGAAAUUGAACCGGCUGGAGAGUUGGACAGAGAUGCAGCUUGUCAUCCUGAAACAAAUAAAGUUAUAACAGAAGUGAAGGAUUCGGGUAACCAACUUGACUUACAAGCUGAAUUAAAGUUCAACUCUGACUUGCCCUGGCAAACAACGAUUGUCCCUCUGUCAUCGAAUUUGAACGACCAUGGGGAAGAGUGCAUUACCCCGCAUGUGGAAACAGGAGACUCGAGUGAACUUCGUCAUGGAACCCCCAUCGUAAAUGAAGAAGUCUGGCUCUCUGAUGCCGUUCAGGACGACCCUGCAUCUCACGGAGAUGUGGUUGCUAUUGGAACAACCUGCACCCUUUUUCAAGAUGAUCUUAGUUCUUUGGUUGAAACCAGACACCAUGGUGAUGCAAAUAAUUUGCUUCAUGACGUCGAUUACUUGAUUGAGGAAAAAGCAAAUGGAAAGGAGAUUUACAAGGCAAAUGAGAAUGGCACAAUUGAAACACAGCAGCAAGAAGAGCGAAUUGAAACCUCAAGCAGUGCGAGUGAAGAGAGCAUGCUGCUGCACCCCGAGAGCGUGCUGCUGCACCCAUUGAGCAGCGCGAGUGAAGAGAGUGUGCUGCUGCACCCCGAGAGCAGUGCGAGUGAAGAGAGCGUGCUGCUGCACCCCGAGAGCGUGCUGCUGCACCCCGAGAGCGUGCUGCUGCACCCCUUGAGCAGCGCGAGUGAAGAGAGCGUGCUGCCGCACCCCGAGAGCAGUGCGAGUGAAGAGAGCGUGCUGCUGCACCCCGAGAGCGUGCUGCUGCACCCCGAGAGCGUGCUGCUGCACCCCUUGAGCAACGCGAGUGAAGAGAGCGUGCUGCUGCACCCCGAGAGCAGCGCGAGUGAAGAGAGCGUGCUGCUGCACCCCGAGAACGUGCUGCUGCACCCCGAGAGCGUGCUGCUGCACCCCUUGAGCAGCGCGAGUGAAGAGAGCGUGCUGCCGCACCCCGAGAGCAGUGCGAGUGAAGAGAGCGCGCUGCUGCACCCCGAGAGCAGCGCGAGUGAAGAGAGCGUGCUGCUGCACCCCGAGAGCAGCGCGAGUGAAGAGAGCGUGCUGCUGCACCCCGAGAGCGUGCUGCUGCACCCCGAGAACAGUGCGAGUGAAGAGAGCGUGCUGCUGCACCCCUUGAGCAGCGCGAGUGAAGAGAGCGUGCUGCUGCACCCCGAGAGCGUGCUGCUGCACCCCGAGAGCAGCGCGAGUGAAGAGAGCGUGCUGCUGCACCCCGAGAGCAGCGCCAGUGAAGAGAACGUGCUGCUGCACCCCUUGGGCACCGACUCGCUCGCAGAUCCACAACAUCGGAUUGCAGAUAUCAGUGAAGAAAUGCCAUCGUGCUCUGACAGAGCCCCAGAACACCAAAGUCCGAUGUCUUCCUUAACCAUUUCCAGCAUCCACAGUGUGGUGGUCCCUCUGAGCCUGGAGAGUGAGCCGUGCACCACCACCACCACGGCAGGUGACGAGGCUCCAGAGCAGCUGCAGACCGGCCUGGAGAAUCCCUCACAAUCUUUCUUUUCAUUUGAAAGGAGCUCUGAUUCGGAAGGUGCAUUCGAAACCCCAGAACAAACAACACCAGUCCACGCCGCACAUUUUCAGCAGGACGCACUCGACGUUGAGGCUGAGUCUGCACAACUCAACUUGGGAAACCCCACUGAUUUGUUUCCCGAGUGUUUUGCGACCUCGUUAGAAGCAUCUGCGAGUGCGCAGCUCCCCCAGGAGGCUCCACAGGAGACUGCUGUGGACGCCCCGUGCGGAGCGCCUGUCGAAGCGGACGUUGCCAUUCCCCUUGAAGACUCCCUGGCAGCUCCUACCAGCCCAAAACUCUUUGAUGAGAACGAACCCAUUGCCAGUAAAGGAGCCUACGCCCUUGACUUUGAAAACCUUUGCAGCAAUGUCCUUUUUGAGGGGGUAUCCCAGGUGGAAAGGGAGUGUGGCCAAGCACUGAACCGACUGCUGGAGCCUUCUUUGACCGGAGAGAAAAACCCCACCCCAGAUGUUGAUACUUUUGUGCAACAACCUCAUGCACUGGUACUGAAGGCAAGUCCUCGGGCAAAGAAGACAAAAACGCAAGCUGAUAAAACAGCCAUAAUUGAUGCUUCUGCAAAACAGGAGGUUGCACUGAAAACUCAUACAGACACUGCUGAAAAUGGACCAGGGGAGUUGCCAUUGAAUGGCAAUUUCCCAAAUGUGGAAUAUUCUUCAGUUGCAAAUCCUUUGUGUAGUUCCUCUAGUGCAGAAGAUUUUGGUUCUGUACAUGAGAACAACAUGAUCACAUCAGAGUUAACUAUUCCUGCAAUUCCCUUGGAGGAAAAGAGCACUGCGUUUGUUUUGGACCACUUACUGCAUCAGCCAGCUGCAGUUCACAUUGAUAGUCCUUCAAGUGCUGGAGGACAACAUUUUGAUGCAGACAUCGUUGGUGCUGUCUCUGCAGAAACCAACCUACCGCAGUCUCCACAGCUUCCACAAGCUUCUUACACGUUCGAUCCCUACAGCUACGAUGAUUCUGUCAACCCAUUUCAAAUUGGAGGAUCCAAAUUACAGAAUUCUCCUCCUUUUGACCGCAAGCAAGCUUCCGCUGCAGCCUUUGCUGAACCAGAAGCACAGGUAGUUACCUCUCAGCCAGAGAAAGGGGCUGUUAAACUUGAGUUUGACUUCUCAGACAACAAAGAGAACGCAAAUGACCCUGAAAAGAAGCACACGCCACCUAAAAGGUUGGGUAGAAAACCAGGAACAAAGGUGUUGCCUAAGAAAAAGACCACGCUCAAGAAACCAGCUGUGGUGCACAAUGUUCCACCUGUUGCCGAGGCUGCAGUAGCUGCAGAUGUUGAGGAAAUUCUAUUGUCUAAAAGUUCCUACGAAUUGGACUUCUCCAAACUCGAUGACCCCAACUUUAAUCCGUUUGGUGGAGGGCCAAAGAUGCAGAAUUCGCCCAAGCUGCCUCGUGCUUCCUACACUUUCGAUGCGGACAACAUUGAAAGUGAGAACCCGUUCAAAUCCUCCACGAAGAUGUGUUGUUCCCCACCUAAACCCGCUGGCUUUGAGAUCCCACCUGAUAUGGGGACCUCUGUGGAAGCCGAAGACUCCACCGCCCCUGUUGCACCUGGGAAGUCUCCGCUGAAAAAGAAGAAGCAGCCAGUAAAAACCGGCACAUUAGAGGGCUUGAAGUAUUUGUGUUCUAUGUUGGGUACCUUUAAGGUGAAGAAAUCUCCAAAAAACUCUCCUGAAGAAAUUCCUCAAGAUGACCUUCCCCUGGAUGACGUCCCGGUGGACAUCCACGUGUCGGGCCGUGCCACCGACGAGGAGAAGCUCGCUUCCUCGGCGGCUGCGGCCAGUCACAAGAUGGCGCAGGGCUCGCAGCCUCUCCCGGAGCCGGCAUUCUCCGAGGCCGCAGACCUCGAGGCGUUGAUCGGUGAUGACGAGUUCCGGUCGGCUGCAGAAGUUCCAGGGUUUGACCAGCCUAUAGACUAUCUUGAAAAAUUUGGAUCCACAUCAUCUUUUCAGGAAUCUGCUCUAAGGAAGCAAUCUCUCUACCUGAAGUUCGACCCCUUGCUCCGAGACAGCCCAGUGAAGAGCAUCUGCCAGCGACCGGAAGCUUUGGAACCGUCGGCGGCGCUGGCCCAGCACGCGGGGGGGGUGGCGGCCGCCCUGGAGGCCGAGCUGGCCAAGCGCAAGGGCGUGGCGGAGCUCCUCGCCGUCUCCCCGCUCAAGACGGACACGCUGGUGAACAUAUCUACCUGGGAAAGUGCAACUACGGAGGAGUUGCUUCCAGAAAUUGCAGAGAAAAACCCAGCCGCCUUUGCACUGAGGCUUCAGGUGGACAUUCCGCCAGUCCCUGAAGUCCCUGCCCACAAGGGCCCGGUGUACACCCCACCGGUGAGCAUGCUCGAUCAGAAUGCUAUCGUGAGCCUGCUGCGGUACACGCAGACGGACCUGGACGGCGCUUUGCAGCGGGCCCGCGAAGAGAUUUUGACGAAAGACUGUGAGAUCGCAGAAUGGAAGAGGACGUGCGAUGACGACAAACGGGAGGUCACAGAAAUGAGGAAAAUUGUGGCAGAAUACGAGAAGACCAUUGCCCAAAUGAUUGAGGAAAGCCAGAUGGAAAAGGCCAUGAUGGAGAGGAAAAUUCAGCAGGAGAUGGCUGAGAAGGAACAGUAUUUGGCCGACUCCAGCUCCAUGGAGAAGUCCUUUUCAGAACUCUUCCGCCGAUACGAAAAGAUGAAGGAGGUGUUGGAGGGUUAUCAGAAGAAUGAGGAGGUACUGAAGAAGUGUGCGCAGGAUGCCCUGACGCGCGUGAAAAAGGAAGACCAGCGCUACCAAGCCCUCAAAGCCCAUGCAGAGGAGAAACUGGACAAGGCUAAUGAGGAGAUCAGUCAGGUGCGGAACAAAGCCAAGGCGGAGACCGCGGCGCUGCAGGCCUCUCUGCGCAAGGAGCAGAUGAAGGUGGACUCCUUGGAGCGCUCUCUGGAGCAGAAGACCAAGGAGAUUGAAGAAUUGACCAAGAUCUGUGAUGAACUCAUCUCCAAGAUGGGGAAAAGCUGAGUUACCGGUUGACUUGAGAUCUUUUCUUUUUUUCACGUGAAAUUUAAUUUGUAUUGUCGAAUAAUAUGGUCAUGCCUCAUGAUCGCGCAAAGAACAACUUCUAAAGUUUCAACACGUACACAAUUUGUCACACCAAAAGAACAGAAGGAUACGCUUUUGAAUGCCUCACUCCGUCCGUAGUGCCGGUUCGUUGCGUGUUCCUAUUGUUGUGCCGCUCCCAGCCCACACGUUGCCCCCCCUCUCUCUCUUGCUGUCCCCUGGAAAGCACAGCAGCAUCCACACUUUCACUUCUCGCUCCAAGCACUGCAUGGUUUAAAGAUCUUUGAUUCUUUCAAAUGAUUUUCCGUGUUAUGGGUUUGAAUAUUUGUACAAAAUUUGUUUUGAUUUAUUCGUAUCUAAUAAGACUGAUUCGCAUGAAGAUGUCUACACAGACAUUAACAAUGCCGUUUUAAAUGGCACAUGCACUAGCCAAGGUAAAGUAACAAUAGCUGGUUGCCGUUUACGUUUUGUAACUAGCUUUUAUACAAGAUUAAUUGUCGUAGAUUGAAUUAAUACAUGUUAGUUGGUAUUUCAUUUAGUUUAGCGUUGAUUUUUUUUUGUGGAAAAUGUCUGCGGUAAUAUUUAGCUUUUUGUGAAUCUCCACUGGCAUCUUUGCCUUAAGCCGGGCUGCGAGCCCUGUGGGUGGAUGUGUUGGUGAAGUAGGGCGUGCCACCGUUGACACAUUGUUUUACUCUGUAUUACUAAUGCAUGCAUCUCGCAUCAUAAUAAAAAGUGUUUUGAACUUAUUUUAUCUGUAGGUUGCUUUUUACAUUCGUUUAAAUGUCUUGACCUUAAGGUAUUGCAUUUCUGAACCCCUCUCUUCAGUCUUUGGUAAAAGUGUAAAUAUGGCAUUAUAAUAAAACAUCGAAUUCAAUCACUGUCA
Petromyzon marinus (sea lamprey) is the source of this 7139-nucleotide messenger RNA. The record is from RefSeq and is a predicted model, not a curated record. NCBI's taxonomy places the organism in Eukaryota, Metazoa, Chordata, Hyperoartia, Petromyzontiformes, Petromyzontidae.